AUGGAAGCAAGAGUUGAAUUGAAGCAGAAGCAAGCUACUGGUUGUGUUGCACAUCUAAGGCGAGCUUCACGUCCAACACUGUAUCAACAACCAUCACUUGCAUCACCCACAAGCAAGGCUGUCGAAAAAAUGAGGUUGGAAGAUUAUGAAAGCAAAAGGACAAUUGUUGGUUCUCUUAGUGGACAAUCCUUUCUUAAGUGUUAUUUGAACUAUAAGAAUAGUGGAAGACCUAAACGUGUGAUGUUCUACAAUAAUUGCGAAUGGUUGGAUUAUCCUAGAGAUGUUGUUAACUUGGUUAAGAAUGAUUUUGAAAUAAAAAAUGCAGCGGUGGAAAUAGAGUUAAAUGGACGUGAACUUGUACUAGAUUUUUUACAAAUGUGUCAGGUGGACUUGCAAACUGGUUUGCAACAACCAAUAGCAUGGAUUGAUGAGGCAGGGAGCUGCUUUUUCCCUGAAGCUUGUGUUGCUUUUGAUGGUAAAUCUUAUAACUUAUGCGAACGUGAGGGUAUGAACUUAUGUAUAAAAAUUGAAGUGAAUGGGGAUGAUGAAUCUGAGUUGAGGGAGUGUAGUGAGGAUCCCAACGUGUUAGUUAAGGAUACUCAAGUGGAAAUUGGAAUAAGGAUGAUAGGAUUGAGUUGUCAAAAUGUUGAUAUUCCUUAA
Messenger RNA from Lotus japonicus, 660 nucleotides. RefSeq names its product inactive poly [ADP-ribose] polymerase RCD1-like. The coding region runs from base 1 to 660 and encodes 219 amino acids. The transcript is spliced from 2 exons. The record is from RefSeq and is a predicted model, not a curated record. Lineage: Eukaryota; Viridiplantae; Streptophyta; Magnoliopsida; Fabales; Fabaceae.